Molecule: messenger RNA, 1820 nt
Organism: Engraulis encrasicolus (European anchovy)
Lineage: Eukaryota; Metazoa; Chordata; Actinopteri; Clupeiformes; Engraulidae
Gene: cpne8
Product: copine VIII
Exons: 21
Coding region: 54-1820 (588 amino acids)
Biological process (GO): cellular response to calcium ion
Cellular component (GO): plasma membrane
Molecular function (GO): calcium-dependent phospholipid binding
Source: RefSeq, a predicted model, not a curated record
UCCUAAGAGAGGAUCUACAUUCUACGAGAUUUGCACUUGUAACUUGAGCAAAAAUGACGGAUAUGAGGCGCAGCUCGACUAUGAACAGCUUCGUGAAUAUGGCGUCUAUAGGGGAGUUCGACCCUCUGACGGCGACCAUUCCCGCCACCAAAGUUGAAAUCACAGUCUCGUGCAGAAAUCUUCUGGACAGAGACACAUUUUCCAAAUCUGAUCCAAUUUGCAUUCUGUACACCCAAACCAUUGGAAACAGGGAAUGGAGAGAGUUUGCCAGAACUGAAUCCAUCGACAACACCCUCAACCCAGACUUUGUGCGGAAAUUCAUUCUGGACUAUUUCUUUGAGGAGCGGCAAAACCUACGCUUUGACCUGUAUGACCUUGACUCCAAGAGUGAGAACCUGUCAAAACAUAAAGACUUCCUGGGCCAGGCCUACUGCACACUGGGAGAGGUGGUGGGAUCGCUGGGGAGCCGCAUGGAGAGGCCUCUCAUGGGUAUUCCUGGUAAAAACUGUGGAACCAUCAUUGUGACGGCAGAGGAGCUUAGUAACUGCAGGGAAUCUGUUCUGUUGCAGUUCUGUGGAAACAAACUGGACAAAAAGGACUUUUUUGGGAAAUCAGACCCAUUCCUUGUGUUUUAUCGCAGUAACGUAGAUGGAACGUUCACCAUCUGCCAUAAAACAGAGGUGGUGAAGAACACUCUGGACCCCGUCUGGCAAGCCUUUAAGAUCCCUGUCCGUGUGCUGUGCAACGGAGACUACGACAGAGAGAUAAAGAUUGAGGUGUACGACUGGGAUCGAGAUGGCGGCCAUGACUACAUUGGGGAAUUCAGCACCAGCUACAGGGAGUUGUCCACCGGCCAGUCUCAAUUUUAUAUAUUCGAGGUGGUGAAUCCCAGGAAAAAGAAAAAGAAGAAGAAAUACAAGAAUUCAGGAACUGUGACACUGCUGUCCUGCCUCAUCGACACUGAAGUCACCUUUCUGGACUAUAUCAAAGGAGGAACGCAGAUCAAUUUUACUGUGGCCAUUGACUUCACUGCUUCAAACGGUAACCCGUCCCAGCCUACCUCUCUGCACUACCUGAGCCCCUACCACCAGAAUGCCUACGCCAUGGCCCUGAGAGCCGUGGGAGAGAUCAUCCAGGACUACGACAGUGACAAGAUGUUCCCCGCACUCGGCUUCGGAGCCAAACUACCGCCUGACGGCAGGGUCUCGCAUGAGUUUGCCCUGAAUGGGAACCCUGACAACCCGUACUGCAGUGGGAUCGAGGGCGUGAUGGAGGCGUACUACACCAGCCUCAAGUCGGUGAGGCUCUACGGCCCCACAUACUUCUCACCCGUCAUCAACAACGUCGCCAGAUAUGCCUCCCUGGUGAGAGACGGCUCGGAGUACUACAUCCUGCUCAUCAUCUCCGAUGGAGUCAUCUCGGACAUGGCCCAAACCAAAGAGUCCAUUGUCAAUGCUUCUUGUCUCCCAAUGUCGAUAAUAAUAGUUGGAGUAGGACCUGCUGAGUUUGAUGAAAUGAUCGAGCUGGAUGGUGAUGAAGUAAGAAUAUCGUCCAGAGGAAGAUUCGCAGAGAGAGACAUUGUUCAGUUUGUGCCGUUCAGGGAUUACAUCGACCCCAGGGGCAACCACAUCCUGAGCAUGGCUCGCCUGGCCAAGGACGUCCUGGCGGAGAUCCCGGAGCAGUUCCUGCACUACAUGAGGACCAGGGGCAUUAAGCCGCAGCACCAUCCGCCGCCAUCGCAGUCACAGUCGUACUCCUUCCUUCCGCUAUCCUCCUCAGCCUCCAAACCCCCAUCAAUACCAAUGCAGACCCAGAUCUGA